AUGGCACCCACGCCGAAGCAGCAGAUGGUGCCGCACAGGGCCCUCAUCUUCGAUUUAAACGACCUCACUGCCGUCAUACCCGGCGCGUCGGCCUUCCUCUCCCAAGAGUCCCGCCUCGACUUGCUCUGGAAUAAUGCGCGGAUCGGUCGCUCCCCCUUCUCCCUGGCAGUCUUCGUCAAAGGACGGUACCUACACCGUCGACUUGUUUCCGUAGCCGGCAGGCUGUCCCUUGCCGAGCCACAGCCGAGAAACUACAGCGCCCUCAAGGCCAACAACUGGAUCCUAGCGUCUGGUUUCGCUAAACGGACCCGGAAAGAUGAUGUCAUCUACGUGGCGCAGAACCUGGCAUUUUGAGAACGAAAGGUUGGGAGAAGGUCAACUGGGUGACGAGGCA
Messenger RNA from Pseudomassariella vexata, 394 nucleotides. RefSeq lists its product as uncharacterized. Bases 1 to 354 code for a protein of 117 amino acids. The record is from RefSeq and is a predicted model, not a curated record. Lineage: Eukaryota; Fungi; Ascomycota; Sordariomycetes; Amphisphaeriales; Pseudomassariaceae. The transcript is spliced from 3 exons.